Pungitius pungitius (ninespine stickleback) is the source of this 3260-nucleotide messenger RNA. RefSeq names its product poly(rC)-binding protein 2-like. The coding region runs from base 573 to 2102 and encodes 509 amino acids. The record is from RefSeq and is a predicted model, not a curated record. Gene Ontology annotation, cellular component: nucleus; nucleoplasm; cytoplasm. The transcript is spliced from 14 exons. Gene Ontology annotation, molecular function: mRNA 3'-UTR AU-rich region binding; single-stranded DNA binding. Lineage: Eukaryota; Metazoa; Chordata; Actinopteri; Perciformes; Gasterosteidae. Gene Ontology annotation, biological process: regulation of gene expression; regulation of RNA metabolic process.
UAGCGGAAAGAAAUUGCGCCCAGCAGCUAGCGGAUUCUUGUGCAGCAUGCUAACAGGCCGCACGAUGAGCACGCAGUCUCUCCGUCCAGAAUGCUUUAGCUAGCUAAGCUAGCCUUAAGCUAGGUAGUCUUAGCUUAGCUAGCCACGUAGAAGUUUGAUUUCAUUGUUGCUUUGAAAACGGCUGUUUUUUGUCUGUAGUUGAAUGAAACCGGGAUAUAACAGCAAUGCUGCGAAAGCUGUCGAUGUUUGAUCAACUAUUAACAACGUUGACGAAUCAAGCUAGCUAGCUUAGCUAAAUAACGCACGCAUGCUCCAUUCAUUUUUCCAGCACGGCGAGAAAGCAAAAUGCUAAAUGGCUAAGCGACUUACAAAAAAGCGUAAAUAGUUGAUGGACUUACGCCGAAACUAACCAACACACGCAAAGCGAGCUAUUAAAUGCGCACAUAUCGCGCUGAGCACACGUAUUCAUGUUUUUUUAGUAACUACGGCCAUAAUAAUAUUGCGGUAAUAGUCGGUAAAUUUGUUGGUAAACUUGAUUCACCGCUAACGAAGGCAUCGUUAGCAUACAAGCAAUGUGUUUUUCCCUUAGCACGGCGCUCAACUCAAUGCUAACGUACUUAUUUGAAUGGUUCAGUAAGGAAACAUCUUUUCAAAUGGAAAACCAGAGCCAUCUCGGUGACCAAAGAUCUCAGUUCUGUACUGACGACCAGGUUGCAGUAAUGGACUCCGGUGUGAUUGAAGGAGGGCUCAAUGUCACCCUUACCAUUAGGCUGCUCAUGCAUGGCAAGGAGGUCGGAAGUAUAAUUGGAAAGAAAGGUGAAUCUGUGAAGAAGAUGAGAGAAGAGAGCGGUGCUCGCAUCAACAUCUCGGAGGGCAAUUGUCCGGAGAGGAUCAUUACUUUGGCAGGUCCAACCACUGCCAUCUUUAAAGGAUUCUCCAUGAUCAUUGAGAAGCUGGAAGAGGAUAUAAGCAGCUCAAUGACAAACAGCACAGCAACCAGCAAGCCCCCCGUGACCCUACGCAUCGUGGUGCCCGCCAGUCAGUGUGGCUCCCUCAUCGGGAAAGGUGGCUGCAAGAUCAAGGAAAUUCGAGAAUCAACUGGCGCUCAGGUACAAGUGGCGGGUGACAUGCUCCCCAACUCCACAGAGCGAGCCAUCACCAUUGCUGGUACCCCCCAGUCGAUAAUUGAGUGUGUAAAGCAGAUCUGUGUGGUCAUGCUUGAGUCUCCCCCUAAGGGGGUCACUAUCCCCUACCGACCCAAGCCUUCAGGUUCCCCCGUCAUCUUCGCAGGCGGACAGGCGUAUGCUGUACAAGGACAGCAUGCGAUGCCACAGCCAGAUUCUUCCUCUGCUGCUAUCUCUCCACAGCUCACCAAGCUUCACCAGCUGGCCAUGCAGCAGAGCCCCUUCCCCAUCGCACCAAGCAACCAGGGUUUCACUGGGAUGGAUGCUUCUGCUCAGAACAGUUCCCAUGAAAUGACCAUUCCAAAUGAUCUCAUCGGAUGCAUCAUCGGCCGCCAGGGAGCCAAGAUCAACGAGAUCAGGCAAAUGUCGGGCGCCCAGAUCAAGAUUGCGAAUCCAGUAGAUGGAUCGACCGACCGCCAGGUCACCAUCACCGGCGCGCCGGCCAGCAUCAGUCUGGCGGAGUACCUCAUCAACGCCAGUGUAGAGUCCUCUAAACCUCCUCCCUCCUCCUUGAACCCUGAACAGACCAGCCUGUGCUCUCCCUCCACCUCUACUACUGCUACUACCACCACUACUACUACUACCACCACCUCCUCUGCUGCUAUCUCUUCCUCCUCCUCCUCCUCCUCCUCCUCUUCCUCCUGUGUGGUGCCCCCCUCAGCCUCCAUCCCUCUGUCCUUGUUGGCUCCAGGGCCGCCUCCUCCCUCCUCUUCCUCCUCCUCUUCCUCCUCCACUGAUUUCCUGCUCCCCAGCUCUCCUGCCUGUGUGUCCAGUCUCCUCAGUCUCAAGCCCCUCCCUCUCCUGGCCCUCCAUGUUGUCAGUGGGGCCAGUAACCCCGCACACUCCAUACCCGCUGAGCCCAAAAUUGCCCCAGAGCUGAGCUCCAAGUCUAAACGGCGAAGGCUUUCCCCUUACUAACAAAGGAAACACAAGUCAUCACUACUAAAGUACUGACAAUGCUCUCUGUUGUCUGCACUUGCUUUUUGUAUCUGGCCGUGCCGCGCUUUCUUCAGAAAACAAACGCACAGUGUUAAACAGCCAGACAGGUGGCCGCCGACGUAUUUAUAAAAUGGGUAUCUGUAGCUUGAUUUGACCUGUCUCUUAAGGAUGUGACAUGUUGAGUGCAUUACAUUAUUAAAUUACUUUUAAUCUAGCAUGAACAGUGAAUUGGUUCACUGGUUUUACUGAAGCAUUUCUCUCUUUGUGUAAGCUCUGCUCCGGUAGCAGCUCUUUAAGAUGUCACAUUGUAUUUAUGGGAAUAGUUUUCUUGUAGUGAAUUUUAAGUGAAUAUUGUUGGCUGUUAUAAAAGAGAGUAUAUGUAUUAUGAUGGUUUUAUUUUAUUUUUCCCAUAAAGUAGUGAUUUGUAAUUUAAAACUCCAAGUAAAUCUGCCCUCAGGUAUCAACAGCACCAAAUCACUCUUUGAGAUGAUUCUUUUUUGUAAAACUUCCAACUAAUUGAGCUUAGUUUUAAAGGAAUAGUUUGACACUCUGAAAUACUUAUUUUCAACUUGUGGCUGAGAUGAAUAUCACAUGUCUGUAAUUCAAAUAUGUAGCCUGGCUCUGCCCAAAACCUGAUUCAUGAUUGACUAUUUCAUGGCCAGAAGCAAUGACUUCCUGAAGUGUCUGCCGUUAACUUAACAGUAAAGAUGGGACUUAAGGAAGUUACAUAAUUACAAUAUAGGCUUUUUUUGGCAAAUGAACCAGAUUCAUUGUGCUCGUUAGUGAGCUUUAGAGGAUCCUGAGUAGGUUACCUCUUUCCAUUUCUUUAUGCUGAGCUAACUAGUUACUAUCAAUAUUAAUUCCCUAAGAAUGCAAGUAAGCAUGUUUCUCCAGAUGUUAAACUUCAAAACUCCUUAAUUACGUCACUAAACCACAAAGUGUCGGUUGAGAGCUGACCCUUAACAGCUGUUGAAAAGAGGAGAACCCGAGCUGAAGUAUCAUCCUUUUACAUUUCCUUAAAUCAAUGUAUUGAUGAACCCUAUCUAACAUUUUAUUCUGAUGUAAUGUAUUGUAAAUGAACUUUAUCUUGCCUGUCUGAAUGCAUGCCUUAUUCUCUCUCUCUGGGUGUCUCUGUCU